Molecule: messenger RNA, 4531 nt
Organism: Daphnia pulicaria
Lineage: Eukaryota; Metazoa; Arthropoda; Branchiopoda; Diplostraca; Daphniidae
Product: insulin-like peptide receptor
Exons: 21
Coding region: 133-4350 (1405 amino acids)
Biological process (GO): cell surface receptor protein tyrosine kinase signaling pathway; protein phosphorylation; positive regulation of phosphatidylinositol 3-kinase/protein kinase B signal transduction
Cellular component (GO): axon; insulin receptor complex
Molecular function (GO): ATP binding; insulin receptor activity; insulin receptor substrate binding
Source: RefSeq, a predicted model, not a curated record
GGCUGGUAGGAAGAACCACCAGUUGUGGCAGGAACCUCAUUCAUUACUGCUGUGAAUUAUUUUCUAGACAUUGAAGAAAAGGGGGCCCAGUAAAUACCAAAUGUUAUACCACUUGGCACAUUUAAUUCUAGAAUGUCUGCGGAAUUAAGAAUUGCUUUUCACAAUUCCUUUACCAAUUUGAUCAUUUUCUUGGUCCUUUUUAAAGUGAUUGAAGCAUCAAUGCAUCAAUUACCCUUAAGAUUAAGAACUAGAGCUAGAGCCGGGAACUUAGAAACUAGAGCCCCAUUUAUACUCGCUCCUCUGAGUUCGUCCAUCGACGCCUAUCAGCCUCUUCGAGAGAAAGAGAUUUGUCGCAGUAUAGAAGUUAGAAAUGGCCCCCAACAAUUUUCGGAAUUGGAGGGAUGCCGAGUGGUGGAAGGUUUCCUUCACAUUGUUUUGAUGGAAAAUUUGGACUUUGCCAGCGACUUGAAUAAUCGCAGCUUCCCGGCCUUGCGGGAAAUCACGGGCUAUUUGCUCUUUUACCGCGUCUUUGGCCUACGCUCCAUCGGCCAACUGUUUCCCAAUUUGGCCGUCAUCCGCGGCCAGCAGCUCCUUUUCGAUUUCUCAUUCGUCGUUCAUGAACUCAUGCACCUACAGGAAAUUGGACUGAAAUCGUUGGCGGAACUGCAGCGCGGAUCCGUCCUCAUUGAGAAAAAUCCAAAUCUCUGCUACGUGGAAUCGAUCGAUUGGGAUCGAAUUGGUUAUUCCGGUCGCCUUUAUCAUUCAAUCCAGGAUAAUGGAAAGAUCAGUGAAUGCCCAAAAUGCCAGGAUCGUUGCCCAGCCGGUGGAGAUGGCCAGAAACUUUGUUGGAACAACGACGAGUGCCAGAAAGUGUGCGACCAAUGCGGUCAGGGCGUCAGUAGAGCGUGCAGCGUGAUGACAACAGAAGUUGGGCGUCCGUCCGAAAUGCUCUGCUGUCACGAGGAGUGCGCCGGCGGGUGCAGUGGUGGUCAGAGCAACCAGUGCGACGUUUGCAAACACGUCAUCCACAACGGCGAAUGCCGAUCCGCCUGUCCUCCUGGUUAUUUUUUGUUUAUGGAGCGACGAUGCGUCACCGACGUCGAGUGCAUCACCAUGCUACCCCCACGCCAAUCUGUCCAGGUAUAUCCGUACGUCAAAAAGAAUUGGAAGGUCUUUGCUGAGUCGGGGGAAUGCAUCUUGGAAUGUCCGCCUGGCUUUCAGGAACAAAAAAGACAUCACAAUGAUACUCUACAUUAUUUUACCUGCGUUCCCUGUCAAGGCACUUGUCCGAAGGUGUGCCAUGGAUUGUUCGUUAGCAACAUCGAAACGGUCCAAAAGUUGCGUGGAUGCACAACAAUCGAUGGCGACCUGGAAAUGCUUAUCAAAGGAGGCGACAACAUCAUCCAGGAACUGGAAAGGAGUCUCGGCAGCAUCGAAGUGAUUAAAGGAGUUCUCAAAAUCACGCGCUCCUUUCCCAUCUUGUCGCUCAGUUUCUUCAAGAGUCUCAGGACCAUUACCGGGAAACCGGAAACGAUACAUUCCAGUGGGAGCAAAAAUUUCGACGACGAAUACGCGUUGAUUGUUCAGAAUAAUCAAAACUUGCAGAAUCUAUGGCCCAAGACACAGAAUUUGACGAUCCAUAAAAAGAUGUUAUUCCAUUUCAAUCCCAAGUUAUGUUUGAAUUUAAUAGAAGAACUGGUCAACUCAAGUACCGUACCAGGAACUUUGUCUGUUAAGCAUUCAGACGUUGACAUUUCGCCUUGGUCCAAUGGCGAUAAAGCGACUUGUGACAAAAAAGUUCUCAACGUCACUAUUGUUCACAAGUCGGACAAAAGCAUGCUAUUAAGUUGGAACAAUUUUGGAGCGACAUUGGCUGACAAACGUCAGUUAUUAGGUUAUGUAAUCUCAUACAUUGAGGCGCCUUAUAAAAACGUCUCUUACUUUGACCAUCUUGACGCUUGUGGUGUUACCGGGUGGACCACAAUUGAUGUCGCUGCUUAUCAUGACGCUGAACCCGAAGAGAACGAAAUGACCUUUAUUUUUUAUCUCAAGCCUUACACUCGAUACGCCGUCUUUGUAGAGACUUUCACAGUAGAGCUUCUUCAAACUGACAAACGAAUUGGCGCACGUAGCCCAAUUCUAUACGAAAGAACAAGUCCAGCAGAACCCGAUCAACCGGAGGAUUUGAGAGCCUAUUCUAAUUCCAGCUCUGAACUUCUUAUUGAAUGGAAACCACCACUUAAUCCAAACGGGAUUGUGACGCAUUACAUCGUCACUGGCAGUUGGAGUAAAGACGACCAAGACUAUUAUGACAGUCUCGAUUCUUGCCCUGAACAUGCUGUUCCUUCAGUGAGCGACAAUAAAAAGAAACCAAAGGCUUUAGAACCCAAAUCAAAAGAAAAAUUAGAAAUGGAACAAAUAUUCAAAACGGAAUUCGAAAACUAUCUUCAUGAUAAAAUCUAUACCAGAGACCCCGUUGUACUCGGUAGAAGGAAACGACAUGUGGGCACGACUACUGAAACUGGAGAUCAUGAAAACCACGUCAUAGACGAAUUCCCCGAUCACACAAUUACUUCUUCUCACGACCAAGCAAUUGGAAUUGCGGCCGGUGAAAAUCAUUCGAACAUGUACGAUGGCAAUAAUCGGUUGAUCACAUUUUAUCAAAAAGUGACGGGUACGAGUUACACUGUGGUCGGUGUACGACACUACGCCGAAUAUACCAUACAGGUGAUGGCUUGUCAUGAUCACGAUCCCGUCAGGAAUAGGACCCUAUGUAGUCCGACAGCUGCUAUGACUUCCCUUCGCACCAAAAAGAGUGAUUUUGAGGAUGAUAUCGUUGGUGGGAUAGUGAGAUACGAAUCGAAUUACACGUCUCCAUCAAUAAAAAUCGGUUGGCAUGAACCGGAGGAUCCCAACGGACUUGUUAUAAAAUAUCUACUGGAGUACAGACGAUCAGACAACGACCAAAUUGUUAAAGAAUGCAUUCGCCGGAAGGACUUUGAAAAUAGCCAAAGGACUAAAAUAAUGACCAAUCUAUUACCGGGCAACUAUUGCGUUCAAGUUCGAGCGGUUUCAUUGGCCGGAACAGGAAAACCUACGAAGGAAUUUUGCUUCCUUAUCGAGGGAAAUGUUAACGGAUUUGACCUUGGUUUGAUAUCCGGCAUAUUUAUCCUCGUCAGUUUUGUAUUAAUAUUGUUGGGUUUUGCCAUUCGAUACUUGGUAAAGCACAAAAAGACCAGGAAAAACUACGGAACUGUCUUAGGAAAUCGAGAUCAUCGCAAAAAAGUCCCCAAAGAAUGGGAAGUAGCACGAGAUAAUGUCGUCUUCAUCCGUGAAAUGGGUAAGGGCUCUUUCGGUAUUCUCUACGAAGGCCUGUUGCGUAACACAGUGCCCAAACAGCCGGAAGUCAAAUGUGCCGUUAAAAUGGUCAUUCCAAGAGCCAUCGUCAAGGAGCACAUUGAAUUACUUGAAGAAAAAAAUCUUGUCAUCAAGAACUUGAACGCUCACCACGUCGUCCAACUUUUGGGAGUCGUCACUAUAAACCAGCCGAUGUUGAUCGUCAUGGAGUUAAUGGAUAAUGGAGACUUGAAAUCCUUUUUACGUUCCCAUCGUCCCGAUCACGAAGAAUACGCCAGUAAAGGUCGUCAACCGCUUACCCUUAAGUCCAUGUUGAAGAUGGCGAUCGAAAUUGCCGAUGGCAUGAUGUAUCUGUCGGAAAACAAGUACGUCCAUCGCAGUUUGAUUGCACAAGAUUGCAUGGUGGCCAGUGAUCUUACCGUCAAGAUUGGCGGUUUUAGGUUGACAAGAGAAAUUUCUGAAGAAGGUUAUUAUAAAAUGAACGAAGAAAUUGAACUCCUUCCCAUUCGAUGGAUGGCACCCGAGUCACUAUGUGAUGUUUUCUAUACCUCCCAAUGUGAUGUCUGGAGUUUUGGCGUCGUGUUGUGGGAAAUAGCAACUCUCGCAUCGCAUCCCCAUCAGGAUUUGACUAAUGACCAGGUUCUCGAGUACGUGAAGGCUGGCGGAGUUUUGCAACGGCCGGAAGGUUGCCCAGACAGACUGUUUAAUCUUAUGGAAAGCUGUUGGCAGUUUCAACCGAAUAAACGACCCACCUUCGCUGAAAUCAUCGAAAAUAUUUUGCCAGACCAACAAGUUCCUCUGAAGUUCACCACCGUUUCGUAUUACCAUUCGAACGCCGGAGUAAGCGCGCGUAAAGUCCGAAAGGAAAGAGAAGCUCAACUUGUAAACGAUCUGUCGUCUAAGCAGCUUGCAUGUAGUGAAAUCUACCUUUCAUCGCAAAAUAAUUGCCAUUUUCAAAUUUUGCCGAGUGACAAUAAUGUAGCUAGAGUGUAGAGAAAAACGAAAUCAGCGAUCCACCCCACCAUCCUUCUCUUAUAAUAAUUUGUAACGGCUUAUACUGCUGGUCAACCAAAAUCAAGUACAUUUUCAUUUCACUUAAAUAAUGUUGGUAAGUUACUUAAAUUUUAGAACUCAUUGGCUGUAUCGCGACAAUAGAACUCCAAUAAUUUUUUAA